Molecule: messenger RNA, 628 nt
Organism: Pomacea canaliculata
Lineage: Eukaryota; Metazoa; Mollusca; Gastropoda; Architaenioglossa; Ampullariidae
Exons: 5
Coding region: 40-543 (167 amino acids)
Source: RefSeq, a predicted model, not a curated record
UGUUACUUAGAGUUGCUCCUCUUGACAUAUUCAUUCAAAAUGGCCGCUCAACACAUGUGCAGUGGGUCUGUUCAAAAACACUCUUCAUCGGCUAACAAACCAGAGAUCGUCGUAUAUCAUGCACCGUCAAGAAAAAAGAAAAAUGUUAGAAAUGAGUCUAUUCCAUCAUCAUCAUCACCAAAGACCUCAGCUCCACCUGAAUUUAACCUUGAAAAGGCUCGGGCUGAAAUUCGUCAGCUGGGAAUUCAAGGCUUUACUGGUCGGACCAAGACAGAAGCAGAAAUAGCCAAAUUAAGAGAUCUGGGAGCAAAAAUCCCAAAAGUCUGGGUGAGGAAAAUGGAAAGAAAGAAGAGGAAUAUCAAUUAUCAAAGACACAGACAGGAUCUUCGGAUUGGAGUGAAAACAAAAGUAGCAAAAGGUCCAGAGAAGAAAGACAAAAAAAUCAGUAAAGAUGACUCUAAAUUUAAAGCUACAAUUGGAAAAGUGAGUGGUGGCGUCCACUUUCUUAAAGAAGCAGAUAUUAAAAGAGUAAUGAACUCGUGAUACCAGCUAAGUGUGUGUUUGGAGGUAUAGAUGUGAAUGUGCCAUGGCAGUAAACUUGCAUAAAUAAAUGAUACAGUAUUUAUAA